CUUUAACAAUGAAGGUACUCUCUGUACUAUUAUCCAUUUGUGCAUUGUGUUAUGCAGCACCUGGUUCUGUGAACCAGGGACCCUCGUUCCUGGGGGGCCGUAUAGUUGGUGGCAUUAAUGCGUUGCCCAAUGAGUUCCCGUCGAUGGUGUCGGUCCGGCGAGUUGUUCUUAUUGUGACAUCCCACAUUUGUGGUGGCACAAUUUUGAAUAACUUCUGGAUUAUGACGGCCGGUCACUGUAUUACAGAAUCUCCGGCAAACUCCCGUUUUGUAAUAUGGGCUGGAACGCACAACUUCAACCAAAAUGAGGCUACCCGACAGGUGAUGAACGUAAUGGGUCACGCGAUACAUCCAGACUAUGACGGAGGUGUUAACCCGAGUGAUAUCGCGGUAAUGAGGCUACAGUCACCACUGACCUUUACAGCGGCCGUCCAAGCCGUUCAUUUACCACCGGAUAACAGUACGCCACGACUUGGGCCGGUUACGCUGGCAGGAUGGGGUAGCACCGCGGGUGGCAGCGCUUCCUCAAUGCCUGCAGUUCUACAGAAGGUUUCGAAACCGUUGAUAGAUUGGAACACGUGCGAAGAUGCUAAUGGAGGUCCAGGGGCAUCACCGUUAGGUCCUACCAACAUUUGCACGGGUCCACUGACUGGUGGAAUCUCGGCUUGCUCUGGCGAUUCUGGCGGUCCGAUUUAUAUCAUUGAGAAUGGUAUCCAAACUCAGGUUGGUAUUGCAUCUUGGGCGUGGAUGCCAUGUGGAAGCAUCGGCCGCCCAUCGGUAUACGUUGGAGUAUCGCAUUACUUACCAUGGGUGAGGCAGCAGAUUGGCGGAUGAACCGAACCAUAGAAGGGUUGUUCGAAAUAAUAUUGCUAAACUGCAUUUUAGGGUCAAAAAAUAUUAUUAACUAGUAUACACAGAAUUAGGGUAAGAUGCAGCUGAGGACGAACUCCUGUAAACUUCUGAGUACAAAUUAAAAUCUUUUAAAAUUACAAGAAAACUGCGUAAUAGUGAAUCGCA
Molecule: messenger RNA, 1016 nt
Organism: Aedes aegypti (yellow fever mosquito)
Lineage: Eukaryota; Metazoa; Arthropoda; Insecta; Diptera; Culicidae
Product: trypsin-1
Exons: 2
Coding region: 9-833 (274 amino acids)
Biological process (GO): proteolysis
Molecular function (GO): serine-type endopeptidase activity
Source: RefSeq, a predicted model, not a curated record